Messenger RNA from Galeopterus variegatus (Sunda flying lemur), 747 nucleotides. RefSeq names its product E3 ubiquitin-protein ligase TRIM22-like. The transcript is spliced from 3 exons. Lineage: Eukaryota; Metazoa; Chordata; Mammalia; Dermoptera; Cynocephalidae. The record is from RefSeq and is a predicted model, not a curated record. Gene Ontology annotation, molecular function: zinc ion binding. The annotation marks the transcript as partial.
AUGGAUCCAUCAGUACAAGUAAACAUACAGAAGGAGGUCACCUGCCCCAUCUGCCUACAACUCCUGACUAAACCCCUGAGCCUAGACUGUGGCCACAGCUUUUGCCAAGCCUGCAUCACUGCAAAGAGCAAAGGGUCAGUGAUCAGCCCAGGAGGGGAAACAUGUCCUGUGCGCCAGACCAGAUACCAACCUUGGAACCUCGGGCCUAAUCUGCACCUGGCCAACAUAGUGGAGAGAGUCAAGGAGGUCAAGAUGAGUCCACAGGAGGGGCAGAAGAGACAUCUCUGUGAGCACCAUGGACAAAAACUGAAGAAGUUCUGUAAAGAGGAUGCAAAGGUCAUUUGCUGGGUUUGUGAGUUGUCCAUGGAACACCACGGUCACCAAACAGUCUUCGUGGAUGAGGUCGUCAAGGAAUGACAGGAGAAACUCCAGGCAACUCUAGAGAGGCUGAUUAAGGAGCAUCAUGAAGCUGAGAAGUUGGAAGCUGACAUCGGAGAGCAGAGAGCUACCUGGAAGAAAUAUAUCCAGACUGAAAGACAGAAGAUUCUGAAAGGGUUUACUGAAAUGAGAGUCAUCUUGGACAGUGAGGAGCAGAGGGAGCUGCAAAAGCUGGAGGAAGACGAGGUAAAUGUGCUGGAUAACCUGACAGCAGCUAAGGACCAGUUGGCUCAGCAGAGGCAGUGUGUGAGAGAGCUCAUCUCAGAUCUCCAGCAUCGGAUGUCGGGGUCAUCGGUAGAGAUGCUGCAG